AUAUGAGGAAGCAGCCUAAGCCAACGUUGAAAAUGUUCAUCUUCAAAUUCAAUAUCUUCUUGGUGUUAACAACUACUUGUACAGGUUUAUCAGGUGUAACUAUUAAUUGUCCAACCGUAUGCACUUGCAAAGACUUUAAAGUUAAAUGCACUGUAAAAAAAUGGAAUCGCGGGAUAGUCGAUCCUUCAUUGAAAUACCUGAGUUUAUCCGGUAACGCUAUAAUUUAUCUAAAGGUGGAUGCUUUCAGUGAUCUGACAAGUCUGAAUAUAUUGGAUUUGUCUUCGAACAAAAUAUAUUUUCCAUGGGUGUCACCACUAUCCUACCCACAUAGUUCUAUGUUUAUUUCCUUUGAACUGUUCCGUCAUAUUCCAGAAACACCAAGUGCCUUCAGAUAUUUAAGAAAUCUUCAAAUUUUGAAUUUGCAUCGUAAUGAAAUAACUGUAAUGGGACAAUCUUUCUUCAUUGGUUCGAUCAGUCUUAAAACAUUGGAUUUGAAUCGCAAUAAGUUACAGGGUAUCGAUCUAGGCGUCUUCAAUGGCCUGACAAGUCUGCAAAAAUUGCACUUGUCUUGGAACAAAAUAAAUGCUCUACCUAGAGGUGUCUUCAGUAGUUUGAGAAGUCUUAAAACUUUGGAUUUACAUAAUAAUGAAAUAACUGGAUUACAGCAAGGACUCUUCAAUGAAUUGACCAGUCUUGAAACACUGGAUUUGUCAUCGAAUAUCAUAGCUUAUCUGCGGCAAAAUGCUUUCAAAAAUUUGGCAAGACUUCAAACGUUGGAUUUGUAUGAUAACAUAAUAACUGAUAUAGAACAAGGUGCCUUUAAUAGUUUGACAAGCCUUAAAACAUUGGUUUUGUCCCGUAACGCUAUAACUAAUAUAAAGCAAGGCGCCUUCAAUGGUUUGACAAGUCUUCAAUCUUUGCACUUGUGUUGGAACAAAAUAACUUAUCUUCAGCAAGGUACCUUCAAUAAUUUGACAAGUCUUCAAACGUUGCACUUGUGUUGGAACAAAAUAGCUUAUCUGCAGCAAGGUGCCUUCAAUGGUUUGAAAAGUCUUCAAUUUUUGGAUCUGUCUGAUAACACAAUAAGUAAGAUAACGAAAAGUGCUUUCAGUGGUCUGACAAGUAUUCGAAAGUUAGAUCUGCAAAAUAACGUGUUAAGUUACUACAAACCUGAUUCAUUUAAAGGACUUACUUCUCUUGAAACUUUAUUAUCGGAUGAGUUUAGUAUCUGCUGUAUUAAGGAACAUGUUCCCAAUUGCAAGCCAAAUGUUGAUCAGUUUUCCUCUUGUAAAGAUCUUUUAAAAAGAGAAGCUUUGCGAAUCCUGAUGUUCAUUCUUGGAAUAUCUGCCUUCAUCGGCAACUUAUGUGUUGUCAUACUGCGUCUGGUGGAAAAUGAAUUUAAUGUCCAAACCAUAUUCAUAACUAAUCUUGCAGUUUCUGAUUUGUUGAUGUCGGUUUACAUGAUAAUCAUAGCAGGAGCUGACCAAUACUACAGAGGGGUGUACUCAAUGUUUUCAGGAGCUUGGAAAUCAAGUUUCCUUUGCAGUUUUGCUGGGGCUAUCGCCACAUUAUCCAGCGAAUGCUCGGUAUUCAUCUUGAUGCUUAUGAGUGUUGACCGUGCAGUUACCAUAGCUUAUCCGUUCAGUAACAUCCGGUUCAAUCGUAAAAGGUGCAUUAUAACUAUCGGUAUUACCUGGCUGGCCAUUAUUUUUAUCAGUUUCCUCCCGAUGUUCAGCCGUCUAAGCUUCAUUAACAUACCGUAUUUCGGAGAUAACUACUAUGGACGACAAAGUGUGUGUCUGGCGCUACCGCUAGCAGGAGACCGACUGCCAGGCUGGGAAUACGCCAUAGCGAUCUUUCUCGCCUUCAACCUUUUCGGAUUCGUCGUCAUCGCCUCGAGUUAUAUUUCUAUGUACAUAUCAGUAAAGCGAACAGCGUCGAGAGCUAAUAGAAGUCAGGUGCGCUCAGAGGAGAUAAAGAUGGCAACCAAGAUGGCAAUGAUCGUCCUAACCGAUUUCUGUUGCUGGUUUCCAAUUAUAUUGAUGGGAAUUGGAUCCGAGGCUGGUGUCUGGAUGCUCCCAGACGACAUAUACGCCUGGUCAGCGACCUUUAUUUUGCCUAUUAACUCCUCUCUCAACCCUUACCUUUACACAAUCGCUUAUAAAUUUAAAAGAAAGUCAUCGGCACAGGUCGCGAAAGUAAUGCCUUUAGUCCGGUCCAGACUCUCAUCGCCGUAGGGCCGUUGUCCCCCGGUCUGUUGCCACCCACUAUGUCUUGGCAUUAAGCCCAUUUGCUCUUGAAUUCCUUACCACUAGCUGUUAUGAUCAUUGUCAUCUGCCAAGUUGCCACCCCUUCCCGUUUUUGCCAGCCCCUAUGCACCAUUGGCAGCUGAACGAUUUACAUGUUGGGUAGACCUGGUAAGCACAUUGCAAAUGGAGCGAAAAACUGGCUCGAGGCUAAGGGCCCCGCCAGAAGUUCAAUGGACGAAAAUCCUGGAAACGUUUGUACGUUCUGGAAUACCAGA
Molecule: messenger RNA, 2524 nt
Organism: Anneissia japonica
Lineage: Eukaryota; Metazoa; Echinodermata; Crinoidea; Comatulida; Comatulidae
Product: G-protein coupled receptor GRL101-like
Exons: 16
Coding region: 3-2237 (744 amino acids)
Biological process (GO): G protein-coupled receptor signaling pathway
Cellular component (GO): membrane
Molecular function (GO): G protein-coupled receptor activity; protein binding
Source: RefSeq, a predicted model, not a curated record